AUGACAUCUUUUAUGCAAAAGAUUGAGAAGCUGUCCACCUCUAACCUCGCCCCCGAUCUCUCCUUCAUCGACCCCUCUGAUCAGGCCCUAAUCCAAGGCCUCAUCUCUUUGGGCUUCUACUACCGCGAGCUCGAUCGAUUUGCUUCGAAAUCCCGUGAUCUCAGCUCCGUUUACUCCUCUGGGAACGAUGAUGCUUCGCUGAAGGAGAAAGCCGGUGCUGGGAGUGUUUAUCGGAGGGCUAUCGCGAAUGGAAUUGUUGAGAUUUUAUCGGUUUAUAGGUCUGCGGUUUUGCAGGUGGAGCAGAACUUGCUUGCUGAUCCGAUGCCCAUUUUGGCUACUGUCACCAAAGGGCUUAACAAGUUUGAAGUGCUUUUGCCUCCUCUCUAUGAGCUCAUUGUGGAAAUAGAACGUGAAAACGUUAGAGGUGGACAGCUUCUCAAUCUUUUGCAUAAAAGAUGUCAUUGUGGUGUCCCGGAAUUGCAAGCAUGUAUCCAGAGGCUAUUAUGGCAUGGGCACCAAGUCUUGUACAACCAACUUGCUUCUUGGAUGGUUUACGGAAUUCUUCAAGAUCAACAUGGAGAAUUUUUCAUUAGAAGGCAAGAUAGAUAUGUAGAAAGUGAAUCAACUCAACCUGAUCCAGAUCACAAGCUGAAGCAGAAAUCAUUUGAAGAUGUGUCUCUAACUGAUUGGCAUUCAGGAUUCCAUAUUUUUCUGGAUAUGUUACCGGAAUAUAUUCGUAUGCCUGUUGCCGAGUCGGUUCUUUUUUCUGGCAAGGCAGUUAGGGUUCUUCGGAAUCCAAGUUCUAGUCUCAAACUACAACAAACAUUUGUUCACCACCCAGUUUUGAGAGGAUAUUCUAAGCUGCAAGGUUCUUUAGGAGGUGGUGCACCCCAAAAGGAGCUCUUUAAGGGCAUUGAUUUGUUUGAAGAACUACUUCCCCAAUCUGAGUCUGAUAAGAUUUAUGCAAUGCUUCGACAGCUAAAGGAAUCACCUGAGUUUCACAAAAGGUUUUUUGAAUCUGCUGUUAGUUCUAUCCGCAUUAUUGCAGCAAAUCAUCUCUGGCAGCUUGUUGUCAUACGUGCAGAUUUGAAUGGCCAUUUAAAGGCCCUUAAAGACUAUUUCCUUUUAGCAAAAGGGGAUUUCUUUCAGUGCUUUCUUGAGGAGAGCCGGCAAUUGAUGCGUCUACCACCUCGCCAAUCCACUGCUGAAGCAGAUCUCAUGGUCCCAUUUCAGCUUGCUUCAUUAAAGACUAUAGGUGAUGAAGACAAAUACUUUUCAAGAGUCUCACUUAGAAUGCCCUCAUUUGGUAUCAGUGUGGGUGCUGCUCAAGUGGGUUUAUCAAAGAUGAAGCUUAGCACUGAUGGUGUUCCCGGUGUUCCAUCACAAGGAUCUGCCUCAUCAGAACUUUCAGUCGAUGGUUGGGAUGGAAUGGCUCUUGAAUAUUCUGUUGAUUGGCCCUUGCAGCUGUUUUUCACUCAAGAGGUCCUAUCCAAGUACCGCAAAGUUUUUCAGUAUUUAAUAAGGCUUAAGCGUACACAGAUGGAAUUGGAGAAAUCAUGGGCUUCUGUUAUGCAUCAAGAACAUGUUGACUUUGCUAACUAUCGCAAAGAUAGGAAAAGCAGCUCCAUAUCUAUCCUACGGAGGCGGUAUAACCCGAUGUGGCGAGUUAGGGAACAUAUGAUUUUCUUGAUCAGAAAUCUGCAAUUUUAUAUCCAGGUUGAUGUCAUUGAGUCUCAAUGGAAUUCCUUGCAAGCUCGUGUUCAAGAUUCACACGAUUUCACUGAACUUGUUGGAUUUCACCAAGAUUAUUUGUCAGCUUUGAUUUCGCAAUCCUUCCUGGAUAUUGGCUCUGUAUCAAGAAUAUUAGACAGCAUAAUGAAACUUUGCCUGCAGUUUUGCUGGAACAUCGAACGCUAUGAAACCAAUCCAGACAUGUCUGAACUGGAGCACAUUACCGAGGAAUUUGGCAAGAAAUCAAAUUCUCUGUACACAAUUCUCCGGAGUAGCCGGCUCGCAGGAAGUCAGCGAGCACCAUUUCUGCGACAAUUCCUCAUGCGCUUGAAUUUUAAUUCCUUCUUCGAGGCUACGGCAAGAGGUGUGCUGAAUUUCGUCCGACCACGCCCUACGCCACCUAUUGUUCAGCAAUAAUGUCGAGUAUAUAAACGAUUCAACCGGCAUUCUUUAUCAUGUAUACUUCCUAUAUACAGGUUUUCGAUGUACCAGAGAAGUCGAUUGCCGAAGAGAUCCUCGAGUGUAUCUGAGCUUUUCUUUACAGUGUGUAAUUGUUUUCAGGAACAUUGUGGAGAUUUUAUAAUUAAUCAAAACUUUGUAUUGCUUCUGAA
Messenger RNA from Dioscorea cayenensis subsp. rotundata (Guinea yam), 2342 nucleotides. RefSeq names its product gamma-tubulin complex component 4. Gene Ontology annotation, cellular component: gamma-tubulin complex; centrosome; equatorial microtubule organizing center. Bases 1 to 2148 code for a protein of 715 amino acids. The record is from RefSeq and is a predicted model, not a curated record. Gene Ontology annotation, biological process: spindle assembly; meiotic cell cycle; cytoplasmic microtubule organization. Lineage: Eukaryota; Viridiplantae; Streptophyta; Magnoliopsida; Dioscoreales; Dioscoreaceae. The transcript is spliced from 16 exons. Gene Ontology annotation, molecular function: gamma-tubulin binding; microtubule minus-end binding.